Mauremys reevesii (Reeves's turtle) is the source of this 1374-nucleotide messenger RNA. It is a transcript of the gene CIMAP2, whose product is annotated as lymphocyte expansion molecule. The transcript is spliced from 10 exons. The record is from RefSeq and is a predicted model, not a curated record. NCBI's taxonomy places the organism in Eukaryota, Metazoa, Chordata, Testudines, Geoemydidae. The coding region runs from base 1 to 1311 and encodes 436 amino acids.
AUGGCAGCAGUGUUCUGGAGCUGCUGGAAGCUGUGCCACUGGGGGGGGGGGGGGGCUCCCUCCAUCCCCAGGGAGCAGAGAAUGGCAGCAAAGGGCUUUACAGGUGCCCCCUUCGGCACUCAGACAGUCAGAUUUGAUGUGUCCGCAGUUUAUCCAAAGUGUAAGAAACCUGGUACAUACACACAGGCGCCCUACUGCAAAAAGGUCUCUUCGGAGUUGGGCAGAAAGUUGGGCCCAGGCACCUACAAUAUUGACCAUGGAAGCUUUAGCUCCUCUGUGCUGCAGGAGAAGGCUUCAAAUUCUGGCUGGGCCAAAGCACAGGAAGCGGCACGACUUACCCAGAUGCCCCAUUUUAAUUUUAAGGAGACAUUGAAGAAGAGCAAGUUUCUGAAAGAAAAACUGGGCCCAGGAACUUACAACAUCAAAGAUUUUCUGCAAGAGACCCGACCGUCAAGUAUUAGAGGUAUUUGUGACACUGGAGAAGAGAGGUUUAGAGACUUCAUUAGGGAUUGCCACCCUGGCCCUGGGACUUAUGGCAAGAAUGGAAACCCUUAUGCCCUGAUUGACGAGAAGGAGAGACGCUCGACAAACUCUCAAGGGAUAAUGGACAGCAAAACCGAAAAGUCUGUCUUACCUACUGCUGCGGGAAGUGGUUUGGGGCCAGGCACCUACAAUCUCAAAAACAGUACAGACGAGGUGUUGAAACGUGUGGUCAGUAAUCGCGGCCCAUAUGACACCUUCACAGGAGACAGGUCAAAGCCUAUUAUCUGCGGACAUUACGCUGUGGAAAAGAAAUGCAUCGAGCUCAGCCCCAGCAAUGUCAAGAGCUUUGUGGAGGAGCUGGACACCAAGGACAGAAAGAAAAAUGGUGUUUUCAGCACCCUCGCUCGGAACCCUGGCUGCCCCACGGAGCGGAUCUUCUGGGCCACACUCAGCCAGUGUCCACGUGCCACGUAUGCUGUAGGGCCAGGCUCACAUGAUCCAAAACCCGUGGCGCGAUCAGAAUACUUCAAUCAACCUCCAUUUUGGUCAUCUGCAAAAAGAGUUGACAGGAAAGCAUACCGCCUCUUUAUUGGAAACACGAACCCAGUUGGUGUUGGUCGCUAUGACAUCACAAAACAAGAAAAGUGCAAGUGGAAUACUAGAUACCGGUCACUUUACCAGUGUGAAACACACCGUUAUCUGAGUAACCUGGAGCGGGAUGUAUACUUACUACAGCGGAUCAACCCUGUUAAUAGAGGGCACUGGAACAAUUUGGUUUCUGCUGCAAGUGAUCCAGAUACCUCUGCACAAGCUAUUACUGCUACUUAAAACUAAGUGCAUGCUGUAAAGCAAAAGACACUGUUAAAUAAAGAUUGGUUAUAAGAAGGAAAA